Messenger RNA from Fusarium redolens, 1824 nucleotides. RefSeq lists its product as uncharacterized. The coding region runs from base 1 to 1824 and encodes 607 amino acids. NCBI's taxonomy places the organism in Eukaryota, Fungi, Ascomycota, Sordariomycetes, Hypocreales, Nectriaceae. The transcript has 6 exons. The record is from RefSeq and is a predicted model, not a curated record. Gene Ontology annotation, biological process: regulation of DNA-templated transcription. Gene Ontology annotation, molecular function: DNA-binding transcription factor activity, RNA polymerase II-specific; zinc ion binding.
AUGCUACCGAACUCUGCACCGGCAGUUUCUGGCCCAGAUGUCCCCUAUAUGGCAGAAAAACAACCGUCUAUGGCAAUGCCAUCAUCUGAACUGUAUGAUAACACCGCUCUAAGCUCUAGCCAACAACCAGAUUACAGCUAUCAGCAACCAAACCUGAAUGCUGCGCCUCUUGUCAGCUUUCCUCUCAUCUCUGAUCAGGCGGCGUUAGCGGAGCCUGUGAUGAGUGUUACUGCACCAACUCAUCAACCUCAUCUUUCAGCGGGAGACUUCUACGUCGCCCAAGCUUUCAAAGAUGAACCGCAGUUGGAGAAUCAAGUAAUGGUGCCCAGUCAACAGCUUAUCACUAAGACGCUCCCACAGGUCGGAUACAGUUCUGACCCUAACCUUAUUGAUACAAGUGCUAUUACUCACCAGAGCUUGGCCCCACCCGACAGCGUUUCCCAAUAUGGUAUGCUAAUCAAUACUCAACUUGAAGAUGCUGUGCAGAACGGGUGGUCUCUAAUGGAUCAGCAAGCCAACUUUGAAAUCGUACUCACUAACCAAAGAGGAGGAAAGAGAGGUCCGUUCAAGGACCCAAAUCUUCGUGAACAAACUGCCCAAACCCGAAAAAUUGGUUCCUGUAUCAGGUGCAGAAUGCAAAGAAUUCGUUGUGAAAACAACCCUGAAGAGGAGGGAGGGGCCUGUUUGACAUGCAAGAAAGUCUCCAAUUCAAGAGCGGGACGCUUCCCUUGCCUCAGAUACAAGAUAACGGAUAUCCGACUUUUCAAGCCGGGCCAAGUUCCCGGUUAUGAAUGGACACGGCGAUGGACCAACAACAUUUCGGAUUCGAUACAGAGCUGGGCUACGACUGAAGAGCCCAGAACCAUCUAUCUUUCCGAGGGAUUGUCGAAUAAAUUUGUCAAGGUGAAGGUUCAACGAUUCAUUCCUCAAGCUGGUGACAAGCUGGAACGUACAUGGGAUUACAAGGGUGUCAAGAAAUCAGUGACGAUUCCUCCGUAUGCGAUGGUUAACCUUGAGGAGGCGAAGAAAGAGUACCUGGACCACAUUGAGAAUAGCAUGCAGGAUGCUUUUACCAAGUUGCUUGGCCCACCUGAAGGCCUGCUAUUCCAAACGUACUUACGUGCUUGGAAAAUCUUCAAAGACCCGUCUACUUCGCCGGAGUGCGUGGAACUUAUUCAUCAUACACUCUUGUUGUGGAUGUCGAUUCGUCUGACAACGCGGUCGAGCUUCAUUGUUGGAGAAGAGACUUUGGGGAUGAAGCAAAAUAUCCUGGACGAAACGAACCCGAAUCAUGGCAAAAUACCUCUUCCGCCUGUACUUGGCGCUCAGAUGGAUCUUAUCCUGAUUCACCACAUACAGACCAAGCUGCGAAGAGAGCUUUUGGACAAACUCCAGAAGAUGAUGUCCAAGAACAAGCAGAGCACUUGGCUGGUGACGUAUCUUGUGAUCUUCAUUCUUUUGCAUAACACAGCUCUUAUCACAGCGCAUGAUGCUGGAUACGCGAAGAAGCACGGCAUGAAGCGACGCUUUGCGCGUGAGGAGAAGGUCAGAGAAUACCACCUAGGCGCAAACAUCUUGCUCGCACACUUCCACUACUGUAACAAGGGUAUCUACCCGUUCUCGGAAGGUUGCAAAGACCAAGACUUGCGAACACUGGCUGGCCUGGAUGAAGAAAAGAUCAAGUUUGUCCACCAAACUAGCAACUUGGCUAGACGACAUGCGUUGCAAUGGGAGGAACUCCGGGACAAGGCCGUGUACGAGCAUGAUUACUUUUUUGUCAGUCAAUUGUUCGAGACCAACUGGCAACCUCGAACAACAAUAUGA